AUGAGUGAACAAGCAAGCCGCAACACCACCAGCUCGGUAUCAUCAUCCACAUCGGAAACGACGACAACAGCUCAAAAACCAAAAUAUACUCCCGGAACCUAUGUACCAGUAUCUAAAACAGUCUAUAAAUCUGGUAAAGUUUGGAAACAACAAAAAGAUAGAUUCUCCGUAAAAAAGACAAGAGCAAAGGAAACCUAUGAGGAACAAAUGGAAAAGAAGAAGGAGCUUCAAGAAAUGAAACAAAUUGAACAACAAAUUAAAGCAGAAAUGGAAGAAGAAAAUAAAAUUGAAAAACGAAAAAUGGAACAGCGACGACAGGCAAGAAUUGAAAGAAUUAUUCGAGAGAACAAGAAUAAACCACUUAAACAAGGACGAGGAAAAUGCAUGGGAAGAAACAAGAGAUUGACAGAAAAGGAUGUUCAUCGAGUCAAAAUUUUCCACGAAACUCAAGGAUUGUUCUAA
Molecule: messenger RNA, 462 nt
Organism: Naegleria lovaniensis
Lineage: Eukaryota; Heterolobosea; Eutetramitea; Acrasida; Naegleriidae
Exons: 1
Coding region: 1-462 (153 amino acids)
Source: RefSeq, a predicted model, not a curated record